AUGGAGGGGGAAAGUCUACUGGAGCGUAUAGUUAACGGAGACGAGAACCCGAGGGAUCUGCCAUUAGCACUGUUACGGCGCAUCACGGAUGAUUUCUCUACAGAGAGAAAAAUCGGCGAGGGAGGGUUUGGACUGGUUUACAAGCACUUUGUACCUAACGAAAGUGUGCUGGAGCGUAUAGUUAACAGAGACGAGCCAUUAGCACUGUUACCGCGCAUUACAAAUGAUUUCUCCAAAGACAGAAAAAUUGGCCAGGGUGGAUUUGGAGAGGUUUACAAGGGUUUACUCCCAAACGGGAUUAAUGUUGCUGUCAAGAGGAUGCAUGUGGAUGCACACACAGUUCAUGACAGGCUAUUUCGCCGUGAGAUCAUUAGCCUGAUGACCAUCAAUCAUCAAAAUGUAGUCCGGUUUCUUGGCUUCUGUUCUAAUACACGUUAUAUGACGAUAAAAAAGGCUGGGUCAGGAAAAAUUAUCCUUGUCAACGUGAGAGAAAGAUUGCUCUGUUUGGAGUACAUCAGCAAUGGAAGCCUUGAUAAGCAUAUUACUGACGAAUUAAGGGGACUUGAAUGGGAAACACGUUAUAAGAUAAUCACCGGAAUUUGUAAGGGUCUGUGUUAUCUUCACGAGGAAAAGAAUAUUUCUCAUAUGGAUUUUAAACCGGCAAAUAUAUUACUAGAUGAUCAUAUGGUCCCCAAAAUUACGGAUUUUGGUUUGACAAGACCAAAUGAAAACUCAACUACUAUGGGUCAACAUUUUGGAACACGAGGAUAUCUCGCGCCGGAAUACGAGAACACUGGCAAAAUUUCAGUCAAGUCUGACAUAUAUAGUUUGGGUGCCAUAAUUCUUGAACUAGUGACGGGGUGUAUGUCCGUCCCUGAUAAGAAUAAUGUACUUCGAAGGUGGAGACACAGGUGGAAUAAACCACCAACGUUACUACAAUACCAGCAAGUAACUAGAUGCCUUGAAAUAGCACUACAGUGCAGGCAACAAGAACCGGAACAUAGACCAUCCAUAUCGGAAAUAGUCAGAAGUCUAAGCCAGAUAAGCCCUUGUUUCGAUGAAGAUGACAUGCUUGAUAUUAAUCCGCUCGAACUAUGGCUUCCUUCUGUGCUUAAGAAGGAGAUAUCAUGCUCAAUUGAGCUAACCAACAAUACACGUAAUUGCAUUGCCUUCAACAUCCAACUGCCAAGCAUACAAUACAGCGCACAGCCAUACAAAGGCAUUGUGCAACCAGAAUCCAAGUAUCACGUGCAGAUAAAAGUGCAAGCACGAGAUGUUCGUGAGCAUGACCAUGCCGACAAGUUCAUCGUGCAGAGCAUGAAACUGAGUGAGGGUCUUAGAGAUGAGGUUAUCACAGAAAACAUGUUCCAUCAAGAGGCUGGUGAAGUUGUUGAUGAGGUGAAUUUGAUGGUUGUAUACGGGCCUAUGAAUCCCCAAAAAUACAUGCCAGCUGAGGUGGAUAGACCUUAUUAUGAAUUAGAGAAGAAGCUACAGGAUUCAGAUGGAACACCAAUGUCUUUUCCACUAGACUUUUUGAAGGCCAUCACAUGUAAUUUUUCCAGUGAGUCAAUCCUUGGUGAAGGUGGUUUUGGAGAAGUAUACAAGGGAGUUCUUUCAAGUGGGAGCAUUGUUGCUGUGAAGAAGCUUUUUGACAUACAUUUAAAAGAGGAUGCAUUCCAGAACGAAGUAUGUUAUCUCAUGGGGAUUAAGCACCCAAAUGUAGUACAGUUACUAGGUUACUGUGCAGAAUCAAUUUGGGAAACGAUGGAGUUCCCAAGUGGUAGUGGGAAGCGUGUUUUCGCUGAAAAACCAAAAAGGUUGAUCUGCUUCGAGUAUGUAUGCAACAAAAGCCUCGACAAACAUAUUUCUGAUGAAUCUUCGGGCCUUGACUGGAAUACAAGAUACGAGAUAAUCAAGGGGAUUUGCAACGGGCUGCAUUUCCUUCAUGAAGAAUGCCGUAUGGUUCAUCUGGAUCUUAAGCCUGAAAAUAUAUUGAUGGACUCUACUAUGAUGCCAAAAAUAGCCGAUUUUGGUUUGUCGAGGAUCUUUGGCGAGCAACAAUCACGAAUUUUCACUAAUAAUAAAGAGGGAACACUUGGAUAUAUGGCACCAGAGUACAGAGUCCGAGGUGUAGUAUCGUACAAGGCAGACAUCUUCAGUUUUGGUGUCAUAGUCAUAGAGAUAAUCACAGGUGGUAGGGACUAUCCAUGGGACUAUUCAUAUUUCCAGCAACAUAGUCCCAACCAUACUGAUCCAUCUUUCCAGCAGUUCACGGAGAAAGUGCUUGAGAGUUGGAAGAACAAAUUUGUAACCACACCAAACUAUAAACCAGUGGAAAAAUAUACCAAACAAGUAAGACAAUGUGUCACCAUAGCCCUAAAAUGUGUGGACCCUGGCAUGGAGAAAAGACCUAAUGCAAAGGAUAUAAUCGAGGAGCUUAAGGCAGUAGACCAGGAGGUCCAUGACUGCAUAUAG
This is a messenger RNA of Triticum turgidum subsp. durum (durum wheat), 2475 nucleotides long. Lineage: Eukaryota; Viridiplantae; Streptophyta; Magnoliopsida; Poales; Poaceae. The record is from the annotation of a GenBank genome assembly.